Molecule: messenger RNA, 203 nt
Organism: Racocetra persica
Lineage: Eukaryota; Fungi; Glomeromycota; Glomeromycetes; Diversisporales; Gigasporaceae
Source: the annotation of a GenBank genome assembly
AUGAUUAUGGUUUUAGAAAUUGUCGCACAAAAGAUGAGGAAAAUCAACUCCAAAAUAUGUAUAAAAAAUUGUUCUUUGCACCUCAAUUUGAUGCAAUUAGUUUACACAAAGCCUGUAUGGCAGGAAAAAUUUUUGAAUAUGUCGGCUCUAUUCUUCCUAAUGAUGCGUUUAGAGCUGAUCUUUUGAGAAAUCCAUACCCUUAG